Messenger RNA from Musa acuminata AAA Group (dessert banana), 1555 nucleotides. RefSeq names its product NDR1/HIN1-like protein 6. The record is from RefSeq and is a predicted model, not a curated record. The transcript has 2 exons. Gene Ontology annotation, cellular component: plasma membrane. NCBI's taxonomy places the organism in Eukaryota, Viridiplantae, Streptophyta, Magnoliopsida, Zingiberales, Musaceae. The coding region runs from base 506 to 1282 and encodes 258 amino acids.
CCCCCUUCUCUUUCCCACGAUUCUCUCCUCUCGCCUCACUCAAUACUGCAGGCGUAGCAUCCUCCGCGGAGAGGGACUGCUUCCGGUCCCGUCCGUCCGAUCGUCGCGACUGGGCGAGUGUGUUAAUUCCUCCUCAAGAGCACGGUCUCCCGGCAUUCGUAUGACCUGAGAGACACCGUGCGCGCUCUUCUUCCUCCGCCGCCGCCGCCGCCGCUGUCUCAAUUCCCACGUCGUUUACGUGUGUGUUAAGUCUGUUUCGGCUCUGUCCCAAAUCUCAAAGUUCUACUUCGUUGAAUCUCCGCCGUUGGAUCGUUUAUUUGUUGAAUCUCAUCGUCCGAAAAAAUCUCCCUUCUCAAUCUAUUUUUUCGCAUUAUUUGUUUGCUGAAUUAUUAUUCCCCCUCCAAUUAUACCUUUUGAAUGAAUUCCAUAUAUUUUUUUUUUGUUGAAUAUAUGUUGAUUUUUUCUUGAAAAAAUCGAAGAGGAAGAGAAUAAUAAGUAAAAUUAAAUGGCGGAAGAGAAGCCGACCUCGAAGCCGGCGUUGCAGAGACCCCCGGGAUACCGCGACCCAGCGGCGGCGCCGCCGGGCGUACCGAGGCCGCCACCACGGCGGCAGCCGCUGCCACCGUCUUUCCGCCGCCCCGGAAAGCCGCUGCCUCGCCACCGCCGCCCCCGGCGCUCCUGCUGCUGCCGCAUUUGCUGCUGGGCCUCCGCGGUGGCCCUCGUCGCGGCCGCCCUCUUCGCGGUCGCCACAGCGCUCGCCUACCUCUGGUUCCAGCCGCACCUCCCCUCCUUCCGCCUCGCGUACCUCAAUGCCACCCAGCUCCGCGUUGCCGCAAGGCCCGACGGCACCUUCCUCGACGUGGCCACCCACGUCGGGAUCCUCGCCACGAACCCCAAUGGAAGGCUCGUCCUCGAGUACGGGGAUGGGGAGGCGCGGAUGGCGGUGGCGGACGACGACGGCGACGUUGCGGUGGGAACGGCGGCGAUCGCUGGGUUUGAGCAGGGGAGGAGGAACCGGACGCUGGUGCGGUUCGCGGCGGCGGUGAAGGGGGUGGCGGUAGACGAGGUGUCCGGGGCGAGGAUCCGGGCGGGGUUUCGAAGCAAGGAGGUACGAUUCUUGGUGGAAGUGAGGACGAGGUUGGGAGUCAGAGUAGGCGGUAAGAACACGGGGAAGGUGCCGAUCCGGGUGGGAUGCGGCCCGGUGAGCUUAAAGCAAGGGGUGAGUGGUGGUACACUGCCGAAAUGCCGGUUCUACUUUCUUAGAUGGAUUAAUCUACGUUGAGACGUUUCCGAGUUGUAUGCUUGAAGGAGAUGGCAUUAGCUGUUGCUGUAAAUUGAAUUCAUAUUUGUUUUCCGUUUGUAAGCAUGAUUAGUAAGGGAAUCAUCUUUGGGUUUGGCUUCAACCUCUCAAAUUCACAUCGAGCUCACACUGUAUCUUCAUAAAAAAGGUUUUCAUUUACACAAACGAUCACCGAAUACUUUCUGUAAGGGACACUUCGACUUAAUAGUGUGGAUCAAUUUGUGUUCUGAAUAAGAAGCUGCUGUAAUUUGUUUA